Ylistrum balloti is the source of this 3375-nucleotide messenger RNA. Its product is annotated as acid sphingomyelinase-like phosphodiesterase 3b. The transcript has 6 exons. The record is from RefSeq and is a predicted model, not a curated record. The coding region runs from base 64 to 1581 and encodes 505 amino acids. NCBI's taxonomy places the organism in Eukaryota, Metazoa, Mollusca, Bivalvia, Pectinida, Pectinidae. Gene Ontology annotation, molecular function: hydrolase activity.
UGACUGUAUUUUGGGCGAUGCGUUUGUCUGUAGUUAGCUGACAUCCGACUUAAGCAGGCGAGAAUGGCGCAUCAUUUAAACAAAUUAGCAACUGUUCUGCUGUGUGUGCAGUCCGUAUUUUCAUUUGAAGUGAAGAAAGGCUACUUUUGGCAGGUCACUGACUUCCAUUAUGAUGCCAACUAUAGUACCCAUGGCAACCCUCUUAACAUGUGUCAUCAGGGUCAAGGUCAAAGUUACAGAAACAGUAGAUAUGGUAACUACCAUUGUGAUGCACCAUGGUUGCUGAUUGAGUCGGCAAUAGAUGCAAUGGUAAAAUUCCAUCCAUUUCCAGACUUUGUGAUUUGGACAGGAGACAGUGUGCCACAUGUAAAGAAUUCUGAUUUGGACCCAAUGAAAGUUUAUGAAAACAUUGGAAAUGUAACCCUUAGACUUCGAGAAGGCUUUCCUAACACUACCAUCUACCCAGUGCUGGGGAACCAUGAUGAGUAUCCUGCUGAUCAUUUCCCAAAUGGGACCACUAACUACUACCAGGAUAUUCUAUACAAGUCUCACUGGCAUACACUUCUGGAAAAUAGCACUGCUAAUGACUUUCAAACAGGUGGCUACUACCAGGUGCAUACAAAAACUGGUUUAGUUUUGAUUGGACUCAACACAAAUCUGCUCUAUAGUCAGGACCCUCUGACUAAAGGUACAGGAGACCCUGCUGGGCAGUUUAAAUGGCUGAGGUGGAAACUUUUAGAAGCAAGGAGCCUCAACAAAAAGGUGAUCCUCUUUUCCCAUAUUGCGCCUGGUUAUUUCGAAAAGUAUCAGGAUAUGAUGUGGUUUUACGACGAUUACAACAAGGAAUAUGUUAAAAUCCUUCAGACUUUUAAUGAUGUCAUAGCUUCCCAGGUGUACGGCCAUGAACACACAGAUAGCUUUCGGUUGGUGAAAGACAGUUUUGGUGAACCAGUAGACAUUCUGUUUCUCAGCCCUGCAGUCACUCCUUGGAACAGCAGCCUGGCAGGGGUUGGAGCUAACAAUCCUGGCAUACGACUGUAUGAGUACAACCAGGAUAAUGGUGAAGUGAUCAACUACUGGCAGUAUUUCUUAAACCUUUCUUCUAUAAUCGCAGGAAAUCCUCCUAUUUGGGAACUGGAAUAUGAGGCAAAGGAAGGAUAUAACUUGACUAGAUUACAACCGUUGGCUAUGAUGGAACUUGUGAAGGCAUUCAGUACUGAAAAAUUCAAUGAAAUUUAUAUGAAAUACCUAACAUUUAACUCAGUCAGUCAAGAUAUCAGGCCCAGCUGUGAUGAAUCAUGUGUUAAACAACAUUUCUGUGCUAUCAGUGAGCUGGAGAAAUCUGGUUACCAAUCCUGUCUUCAUGAUGACGUUACAACUCACCAUCCACGCCACUCAACUCACAUGCCCCCCUCCAAAAAUGUACCAAAGUAUAUGGAAUACAUAAUUAUUUGUCUUGGUGCCCUCGUCUUGAUACUGUUUAUUGUCAUUGCACUCUUGUGUCUGAAAAAGCAUCACCGCUUCAUUCCUAACAGAUAUUCAAGAUUCAAUUCAAACCUUGCUUCUAACCCAAUCAAUUGAAACAAUUCAUUAAAAAAAUCAUCAAAAACUGAUGAGCUUUAUUAAGGUUGUGAUGAUCACUUUCAUGAUUUACAUAUCAGAUAUAAUAUAUGCAAAACUAUCAAAUGUUAAAACUCAUUGUGAAUAAGAACAAAAUUUGUGAUCACAAAAUUUUAGUCUUUAUGAAAAAUAAAAUGCUUAUAGUCUAGAAUUUAUGAUUAUAGGACUUGUGAAGUUUACGCAGUUUUUUUCCAGUACUGAAAUGCAUGUUCAUGCUACCAUUCAUUGCAAUGAAAUGAUAUCAGUCUUCUCUUUAAUAUGAUAAAUAUAUUGUCAUUGAUUGAGGACUUCAGAAUUUAUAAAAGUUUUUAUACUUCAAUAGUGUUGUUCCAACCAACUCCAUGAUCCUCACUCAGACAUGCUUGUCGAGGAUACAGAAAGGGGGUAAUUAUAGUGCAAGAGUUGUUAUUUGAAACCAAACAAUAUGUGAUACAAAGUAUUAUGCCCAUACAGGCUGAGAAUUGUUGUGUCCUCCUUACCUUGAGCUUGCAUCAUUUGCUGUGUAUGACUCAAUAAACAUUCAUACUUCAGUGGCAUUGUUAUAAUUCAGUUUUAAUAAGUUUAUUUUUACCGCCAUAUAUCCAAAUUUGGGUAUACUGCUUUGUGUCACUGCUUAAAUAGUUCUUAUUCAAAUUGCUUGUGGAAAGUAGAAACAUGUAUGUAAAAUGUUGAAAUGUCUCUAAUAUUAUGAAAUGCUUGACCCUGUUAGUUUGCUCAUUGUUAUUACAUGUGAUAAAUGUAUUAUUUUUAAACUGUUUAUUUAAUUCAGAAAGAACGUUUGUAAGUGAAAUAUUCCCAGUAUUUACACUGGAAAGUAACCAUAAAGAAGAUACCGUGCAUUAUUUUUGGUGCUACCAGUUACCUAGUUAUUCCUGUAAUAAAACCGAAUGGGCCAGCAUACAAAUUCUCUCACAAUUGCAGGGGAAUGAAAUAGAAACUGUUUACAAUUCUACGUAAAUUCUACUGAACAGCAAGAGAUAUUGGUGGGCUAAUUACCAAGCAUGAUCUAAUUGGUAGGAAAAUAUGGUAUUCUAGCUAAGGAUCAUUUGAUUGGUGUAUCCAUCUGGCCAAAUCAAAGGAUACGAAGUGUAAAAUGCACAUUUUUGUGGCUUUAAGACUUUAAUGUAUGUAUUUUACCCAUUAUAGAUACGUGUUCGGUUUCUGGUAAAGGUACAGUUGUUCAUGGUUAAUGAGAUUCAGUUAAUUCCAAAAUAUGUAAAUAUGUAAUGGAUUGAUAUGAUUAUAUGUAUUAUAUAAACAAGUUUUACAUUUGUUGUAAAUGUUUUAUCAACUAAACCCUUCUAGGCCUGUAUAAAGUCCAGAUUUAUGCCUGAAAUGUUAUAUUUAAAGUGCAGACAAACUGGUUUGUCCUCAUAAACAAACAGGCCUAGGUCUUAGGAGCACACAGUGUAAUUAGUUGUGUGUCUGUGUUGAAGAGGGUUUUUUUGUUUGUAUUAUUAUGGAAGGUUGUUUAUUUGUAAAAUACGGUAAAGCUCUGUAUGAGAUUACUUUGAUGUUUGGUAAAUAAUGCUUUAAUCAUGUGUAUUAACACAAGAUGUGCUCAAGAUCAACUAUUUUUCUGCCAUUUCUUUGAAAAUUAUGUUAAAAAUGACUUCAUUAAUUCAUACAUAGGUACAUGCACUCUUCUAUACAAUAAUUCAUUUCUGCAUACUACCGUAAAAAAGUGCCUUUCUUAUAUUUUCAUCAUGCAAUACAUAUUUAUAAUUUUUUGUUGAUUAAAACAUUGUUACCUGA